AUGAGGAAUGGCACGGCCAUCACAGAGUUUGUCCUCCUGGGCUUUCCCGGUGCCCAAGGACUGCAAAUUCCUUUCUUUGUCAUAAUCUUCUUCAUCUACAUCUUAACCCUGAGCAGCAACGGGCUCAUCAUUGGCCUGGUAUGUGCAGAGCCCAGAAUCCAGACACCCAUGUACUUCUUUCUGUGCAAUCUCUCCUUCCUGGAGAUCUGGUAUACCACCGCUGUCAUCCCAAAGCUUCUGGAAACCUUUGUGGUGGCCAGAGCUGUCAUCUGCCUCUAUUGCUGCCUGCUGCAGGCCUUCUUCCACUUCUUCCUGGGCACCACAGAGUUCUUCAUCCUCACGGUCAUGUCCUUCGACCGCUACCUGGCCAUCUGCAGACCCCUCCGUUACCCCGCCAUCAUGACCAGCAAUCUCUGCUUGACACUGGCACUCAGCUCUUGGGGACUGGGCUUCACCAUCGUCUUCGGUCAGACGGUGUUGCUCAUGCAGUUGACCUUCUGUGGCAGUAACAUCAUCAAUCACUACUACUGUGACGUGGGCCCCAUCCUGAAGGCAGCCUGUGUGGACACUAGCCUUUUGGAGCUCCUAGGGCUCCUGGCGACCAUUCUGCUGAUCCCUGGCUCUCUUCUCUUUACGGUGGUUUCCUACUUCUACAUCUUGUCCACUAUCCUGCGCAUUCCGUCAGCCAGUGGCCGCCAGAAGGCCUUUUCCACCUGUGCCUCACACCUGGCGGUGGUAUCCCUGUUCUAUGGGGCCGUACUUUUUAUGUACCUCCAGCCCACAGCUCACUCCUCCUUUAGAUUGAACAAGUUGGUGUCUGUGUUAAACACCAUCCUCACACCCCUGCUCAAUCCCUUCAUUUACACCAUCCGGAACAAGGAGGUGAAGGGAGCCCUGAGAAGAGUGAUGACUUACCCUAAGAUGUGUCACUCAGAGUGA
Molecule: messenger RNA, 939 nt
Organism: Suncus etruscus (white-toothed pygmy shrew)
Lineage: Eukaryota; Metazoa; Chordata; Mammalia; Eulipotyphla; Soricidae
Product: olfactory receptor 6X1
Exons: 1
Coding region: 1-939 (312 amino acids)
Biological process (GO): G protein-coupled receptor signaling pathway
Cellular component (GO): membrane
Molecular function (GO): olfactory receptor activity; G protein-coupled receptor activity
Source: RefSeq, a predicted model, not a curated record